Molecule: messenger RNA, 3149 nt
Organism: Pantherophis guttatus
Lineage: Eukaryota; Metazoa; Chordata; Lepidosauria; Squamata; Colubridae
Gene: DDIAS
Product: DNA damage induced apoptosis suppressor
Biological process (GO): negative regulation of intrinsic apoptotic signaling pathway in response to DNA damage
Cellular component (GO): nucleus; cytoplasm
Source: RefSeq, a predicted model, not a curated record
GGAGAAAAAAAGAAAGUGUUUGUCGUCACUUCCGUCCUGAACCUCGAGACCGCUUCCGGAAGAAGCAGUCUACCUGUUGGAAGGAAAACAGACUUCUUCUCUUCCAGUGGGCAGAUUUAAACUGGAUGUCUUCAUCUUGACGCUCUCCAUCUAUGUUGGAGCCAGCUUCUCUCACCCCCAUUAUCUAGGAAAAAAGGGGUAGAACACAUUUUUCCUCCACCUGGCAAUUUCUGGUAAGGCUCACACUGUCAACCCAAACUCCCCAUCUGAUUUUGAUCUGACCACAGUUUGAGCUACAAGAUGGUUAUCCCCUUGUCCUAGAGCUCUAAACCCACUGGAGACCCCUGCAUUGCGAUCUUCUCAUAAGGAAGGACUGUCCGGAGCACUUGUGGGUAAUCUGCACCUUAGUGGCACAGCGGACUAAAGUACUGUUAAAGUAGCACUUAGCUGCCAGGUGCCUGCAAUUACUGCAAGUUCAAAUCUCACCAGGCUCAAGGUUGACUCAGUCUUCCAUCCUUCCGAGAUCAUUGUGAAAGCACAUGAAUGGCGGACACUUCCUGGUUGCCUCUGUGAUUUCCAUCCAGAACAGCAGCUUUGUGUAUCCAUCAUGUCACAGUUGCUUUUCCAAAGUAUCCCUGCGAUUCAAACGAUACAAUUGCCAGAAGUGUGCUUGUUCGGGCGACACCAAAGAAGCAAACUACAGAUACCGACUUUCGCUGGAGGUAGCCGACACCCGUGAAGUUUUUGAGGUCACAGUAUUUGGAAGCUGCUUAGAUACCUAUUUUGGAGUUACAGCAAAAGGCCUGCAAAGGUACAUCGAAGAACUGAACCGCGAAGCAGGAGAGGACGAAAAUGAUGCCGUGUUUGGUGCCGUAUUUCAUGCUGUUGAAACUUGCUUUGUUGGGAAGAAGUUUGUCUUCAGGAUUAAGAGUUCCAACUUGCCCUACGUUGUCCCUUCUGACCAGCCCUUAUUGCAAAAUGGCCCCCCAAGGGAGAGAAGCACCAAAGCUCUCAUCGCCUGUGAAAUGUCCCUACCCCACCCUGGGCUUGUGGGCUACACCGUUAUCCACUAUAUUGAGCAGCAGCGAAGUUGUCCGUUUAAGCAGAGUCAUGGGGCUUUACGGCCUCUGGAUCACGUCCUGGCAUCUGAUCACCCAAGCAGAGAAUUAAAGAGCCUCCAUCUCUCUGACGAUUUGGAUGCGACUCAGUCAAAUCUCAAAAAUGUUUUUUUAACCCUCUGGCCUUACUCAUUUGGGCUUACUUGGUCAUCUACCUCAUCAGAAGACGCAGAACAUUCUGCAGCUUUAGAUACACGCCAGGCCAGCUUGGAGAAGCAAAAAGACGAAGAUGGAUUUAUUAUAUCACACAACCAAUUGGCGUACAAUUUCAGGGGCCCAAACUCGAAGCGAGAUAAGAGAGAUGUACAUGAAGGUAAGAAGUCUUGUUUGUAUUCUUCUCCACAAAGUCUCACCACUAGGGACGGACUGGGAAGUAGACUUUCCGCAAAAGGAAAAGAUGGUGAUAUAUUAGAAGGCCCCUUACCAUCGGAGCAGAAAGAUUCUUCAUGCAUAAUUAACAUCCAAUCCAGCUAUGGGCUAGUAAAUCCACAGCACCCUUUGCCCCACCAGAGACCUAAGGAGCACCUUGCUUCCUCCUCUUCUCCUGAUGCCACAGGAGGUGUAACCGCUCAAGAAGCCUCCUCCGAAGGCUUGAUUGAAUUUCUUGCCAGACUUGACAACGGCAACUCCACUGCCGAUCUCCCGAACGGUCAAGAGCAGCAUCCUGCCUCGGUUCUUGGCGAAAAUAAAGAGAACGAGCUGCUCGCAGAAGAAGAAUACUGUGCUUGGAGAGGAAGGGACAUCUAUUGUUUCCCACAGGUGGGUUCCAGUUGCCGCGAGGCUAAUUUUGAUGCUUCAGCAGAUCUCUUUGAUAUUAGUGCCGGGGGAUCGACGAAAAGCACUCCAGCAACGUUACGCGGGCCCCAGAUAGUUACGUCUCGGGCUGGCAUGCUGACCCCAAACUGUAUAAUAUCAGAAUUCAUGCCAAGGCAAGGUAAGGGAAAUGCUAGCUGGGCUACUUCUCAUUUGGGGUUAUCGUUAUGUGAUACAAUGGAUGUCUCAGUCCCCAAAACAAGUACUCCGAUUGCUGGCUCAGAGAUCACAUCUGAAUGCAGCCCUGUAGGGAUCCUGGACUUCACUUCUACUCCCCGCUCCAUUCCCUUCGCAAGGCCUUGUCAUCCAGAGUGUCUCACUGCAGGGAAAGGAUCCUUUCUAAGCCAACUCCCCCUGAAUAAAUUGCCUUGGGACAAGGCCAGGUGUAAAAGGUCUAGGCUCCCCUCUAAAAACUUUUUAGUGAAACAGCUCGUCAGCAAAUUCUCGCCGUCCGCAAGGUCAAGCAAUGCAGAAGCUGGCACGGACAGCCCAUGUGGACCUCCGAGUCGCCUCUCGGUCCAAGAGUCACUGUCUGAAGAUGGUGGCCAAGAAUGGAGUCCUCCUUUGAGGAACAUCCAAGAUCAGGAUGUAAAAUCGUGGAGAAGAAAGAGGUCAAAAAGCUUCAUCAGGUUUCACAGUGAUGGACGAGUUAUGGAGGAUUUUCCUCUUUCUGAAAACCAAGGAGGAUCCUCGAGUCCAAAAAAUCUUUCCAAAUUAGCAAAGCUCAGAUUUCUUCCUAAAAAGCAGCAACCAGAAGAAGCUGACGUUGAAGGCCAACCUGUACGUCAACAGAGAACAAUGCUUGGUCCGCCAGUCACCGAAUCGCCUGACAAACCACCUUUGGUAGACUUCAGCAGAUCAAAGCUACUGCCCGCACCUUCUCCUGUGCCUCAUGUUGCAGACUGGUCUUCUGAACUCUUCUCCGAUCAUGACCAGCUGCUCAACGCAGAGGCCACCCUAUCACUGCCAACCUCUUGAAGACACCUUUCAUUUUGAAAUAACGUCUUUUCGGUCACAGUUGUAUUUGGAGUGCAGUUUCAAUAGUUGUAAAUUUGGGGCUGGGACAGCAAAAGCUGGGAUGGUUUUUUUUUUAAAUUAUACUAUAUAUAUAGCAAGGUUUGUUCAUAUUCCGUCGGAUCAUUUUAAGGAAUGGAUUAUGUCUAAUAGAGCAUUGAGGGACUCUUUCCUAGAAAAUUAAAAUUGAAUGAAUUUGUCGUC